AUGCGGGAAUAUAAAUGGUGGACUGUGGAAGCAAAACCUGUAGUGAAGGUGACUCCAGAUCAGCGUGUGUUCAGAGGAGAGACAGUCACUCUCACAUGUGACAUACAGAGAGGAAGAAACAUUCAGUGGACAUACAGCUGGUUUAAAGAUGGUCAAGCCAUCCCAGACACCACUGAGAGAGUCUACACCAUCACAUCUGUGUCUGAUAAUAGUGGUGAAUACAGCUGUGAAGCAAAGAGCAUCAGCGAUGCUGUUACACUGACUUUAUCAGAUUCACCCAGAUCUACACUGACUGUGACACCGGACAGUCCUGUAUUCACUGGAGAGACAGUCGAUCUGACGUGUGUGAUUGAGUCUUACAGUGACUGGAGAUGGAGAAAUGACAGGAUUUAUGGCUGGACUGACUGGACACCUGACUGGAGAUAUGAGUGUGGUGAAUACAGGUGUAGAGGAGAGAGAUCAGCUUCACAGAGAUCAGACAUCAGUGCUGCUGUUACACUGACUGUAUCAGAUCUGAAACCAAAGCCUGAACUCACGUCAGAUGCUGCAGGAGCUGCACUGACAGGAAACACAGUGACUUUGUCCUGUCGCAUGAAUCUGUCCCCUGGAUGGGACUUUUACUGGUACACACACACACUGAACUCUGAGACAAAGACAGAAACAAACUACUACAGAGUGAAGAUUGAUUCAGUGUCUGAUGGAGGCCAGUACUGGUGUAGAGCUGGAAGAGGGGAACCAGUCUACUACACACAAUACAGUGAUGCACUGUGGGUGAAUGUUACAGUGAGUCCUAAAGCUGUGGUGACGGUACGGCCUGAUGAACGAGUGUUCAGAGGAGAAACAGUCACUCUCAGAUGUGAUAUAAAGUGGGGAGGAGACACUGAGUGGACGUACAGAUGGGAAACAGAGGGAACAAACUACCAAUAUACAAACUCUGUCAGCCGAAUCUCAACACAAGAGUUGAACAUCAGGAGUGUUAAAGACUUUCACAGCGGUAAAUACACCUGUACAGGACAGAUGGGAACACAAAGCUCUCAGCGCAGUGAUGCUGUUACACUGACUGUAUCAGCUGAAGCUCAGGCAGCAGUGCGAGUGUCUCCACAGCCGUGGCUGACUGAAGGAGACUCAGUGACUCUGAUCUGUGAGGUUACAGGCUCCUCUACAGGCUGGACGUUCAGCUGGUUCAGAGAUGAUGAUCAUCUGUCCGACAGCAGCAGAGGAGCUGGAGGCUCUUACACUCUCAGUCCUGCUGCUCUACAGCACACAGGAGUUUAUACGUGCAGAGCAGAGAGAGGACGACCAGCCUAUUACACAAAGUACAGUAACACACAGCCACUGUGGAUCACUGGUGUCUCUGCUUCAGUGUCUCUGGUGGUCAGUCCCAGCAGAAGUCAACACUUCUCAUCUGACUCUCUCUCUCUGAGCUGUGAGGAUCAGAGUAACUCUACUGGAUGGACAGUGAGAAGAUACACAGACAGAAACACAGAAGAUUGUUCAAAACUAACAGGAUCUACAUGUCGAAUCGACUCCCUCAACACAUCUGACGCUGGAGUUUACUGGUGUCAGUCUGAAUCUGGAGAGAAACAUCAUCCUCUAAACAUUACUGUUCAUGAUGGUGAUGUGAUUCUGCUGAGUUCUGUUGAUCCUGUGAUUGAGGGAGAUACUCUGACUCUACACUGUUUACAUCGAUCCACAAACUCCUCGAUCCUCAGAGCUGAUUUCUAUAAAGACGGGUCCCUCGUCCAGAAUCAGACAACAGGAGAGAUGAACAUCGCGACUGUCUCAAAGUCACAUGAGGGUUUGUACUACUGUAAAACAGAGAGAGGACAGUCACUGCACAGCUGGAUCUCAGUCAGAGUGUCAGGUUCAGGUCAGAUUUCUGUCUUCAACAUCCUCAGUUCUCUUCUGGCAGCUUGUCCGUAUCUGCUGGCGACAGUCGUGCUGCUUUUCAAAUGCUACAGAGCGAGAGUUCCAUCUGCUGAAGACCAAAGCCAGUAUGCAGUGAGAGAAGAAACUUCAACCUGA
Sinocyclocheilus anshuiensis is the source of this 2025-nucleotide messenger RNA. RefSeq names its product basement membrane-specific heparan sulfate proteoglycan core protein-like. Gene Ontology annotation, biological process: immune response; cell surface receptor signaling pathway. Lineage: Eukaryota; Metazoa; Chordata; Actinopteri; Cypriniformes; Cyprinidae. Gene Ontology annotation, molecular function: transmembrane signaling receptor activity. The record is from RefSeq and is a predicted model, not a curated record. Gene Ontology annotation, cellular component: external side of plasma membrane. The transcript has 11 exons. The coding region runs from base 1 to 2025 and encodes 674 amino acids.